This is a messenger RNA of Melopsittacus undulatus (budgerigar), 1245 nucleotides long. It is a transcript of the gene SLC25A39, whose product is annotated as solute carrier family 25 member 39. Gene Ontology annotation, cellular component: mitochondrion. The coding region runs from base 104 to 1171 and encodes 355 amino acids. Gene Ontology annotation, biological process: mitochondrial transmembrane transport. The transcript has 12 exons. Lineage: Eukaryota; Metazoa; Chordata; Aves; Psittaciformes; Psittaculidae. The record is from RefSeq and is a predicted model, not a curated record.
GCGCGGAAGCACCGGGAGCGCAUGGGGACCCUUAAAGGAGCCGCCGCUCCCGGUCCCGGUGCAUGGCAGAGCCCAACGGGGCUGGAAUGAGCAGGGCACAGCCAUGGCCGAGCGGACGGCACCGAGCACCGGGGGCAGCAUCACCCCCGUGCAGCAGAUGGUGGCGUCCGGGACCGGAGCCAUCCUCACCUCACUGUUCGUGACACCAUUGGAUGUGGUGAAGAUCAGGCUACAGGCACAGAGGACCCCGUUCUCCAAUGCCUGUCCACCCCACUGUGUGCCCUGGGCUCAGCACACCACAUGGAAGUGUUUCCUGUACUGCAAUGGGCUCAUGGACCACCUGUACGUGUGUCAGCACAGCACCGGCUGCAGCGCCUGGUACCGGAGCCCCACACGCUUCAAUGGGACACUGGAUGCCUUUGUGAAGAUCACCCGCUAUGAAGGCAUCAGGUCCCUAUGGAGCGGAUUGCCCCCCACCCUGGUUAUGGCUGUUCCUGCCACCGUCAUCUACUUCACCACAUACGACCAGCUCCGGGACCACCUGCAGACCCACAUGGGGAGCCGAGCGCCCCACAUCCCAUUGCUGGCAGGAGCCCUGGCCAGGCUGGGUGCAGUGACAGUCAUCAGCCCCCUGGAGCUCAUCCGCACCAAGAUCCAGUCGCGGCCGCUCAGCUACAGGCAGCUGCGGGUGUGCAUCCGGUCUGCGGUGGUGCAGGACGGGUGGUUGUCCCUAUGGAGGGGCUGGGGACCCACAGUGCUGCGGGAUGUGCCCUUCUCAGCUCUGUACUGGUUUAACUAUGAGCUGGUGAAGGACUGGCUCUGCAGGCAGCCCUGGCUGGAUGGGGCCUCCUUCAUGGUCAGCUUCACGUCUGGGGCCAUCUCUGGCACAGUGGCUGCGGUGCUGACACUGCCCUUUGACGUGGUGAAGACCCAGCGGCAGAUCGAGCUGGGGCACAGUGAGGGGCACCCAGUCACAGCAUCCAAACCUGCCUCCACCUGGCUCCUCAUGCAGCGGAUCCAUGCUGAGUCCGGUACCCGGGGGCUGUUUGCAGGGUUCCUGCCCCGUGUCAUUAAGGUGGCUCCUGCCUGUGCCAUCAUGAUCAGCACAUACGAGUUUGGUAAGAGCUUCUUCCAGAAGCUGAACCAGGAGCGGCUCCGGCGCCGGCUCUGAAUGGGGCUGGUGCCCUAUGGGAUGCUCCAGCCCUGCCCCAUGGGGAUGCUCCAGCCCUGCUCCGGUGCCCAUGG